GGUGAACAGUUUCCUUUCUUGGGGUGCCUGGAUUCCGCUGUCCCGACUCACAUUCGGCACCUACCUGUCGCACGUGAUGGUCAUGCAUUAUUUCAACAACAACGCGAGGAGCUUGGCUUAUGUUACAGCCAAUUACAUGGUUGAGCGUUACCUGGCAGUGUUUGUCCUGUCGUACGCCAUCUCUUUUGUCCUGUCCAUGCUUAUCGAAACUCCGGUCCGCAACCUCAUAAAACCGGCGAAAAAAUCACCAGCCCCAAAUGUGGAGGGAAAGAAAAACCAGCCAAAUUCAAACACAUUUGAACCCGUUCUUUCAACAAUAACCACUGAAUCGGGAGACUGCCAAAAUCUGAAACUUUCCAAACCGGCAGUAUUCAGCAUUCAAAACGACUACACAUCAUUUCUGGGCACUGGCGCCAAAUCUGGUAACGACGAGGACUCUGCCUUGUCGUCUUCCGUUCGAAGCUCGGAACCAUCUCAGCGGGGCGCUCUUACCGACACAGAAAGCGGCCAUCAUUACUAUUCGGAUCUGUCGAGGAGUACGAGCUCCAGUGAGAUGUCUGAAGGGUACCCAGCCUUGGAGGAAAGUCGGGUAACUUUCAGUGAUGAUCCCAGUCGGGAGGCUAAUGGUAGCCUCCAAAAGGUUUCCAACACCCCUCAAACCGGAUCGGACCCGGAACAGAGUCGCCCGACUUUGAACGGUGAGCCGGAACAUGGCGAGAUAAAAACAGGGGAAGAUAAUCAUGGGUUCCAGGUCGACGAUGCUGUCACUCUCAAAGCGCCACAGGAAGAGGGAGCCAGAGAAGCUAAAAAUAGUAACAUUGGAGGAGAUAAUGCUGUUGCUAUCCGGAUGUGAUUCAAACAGCUGCUGCUUUAGAUUCUGAUUACCUGUUUCUUGUUUUAUCUAACUAGCUCUCUCUAUCAAACUAAUUUCUUUCUUUCUUAAUCCCCCCCCCCUUUCCACUCUCUCUU
Aplysia californica (California sea hare) is the source of this 969-nucleotide messenger RNA. RefSeq lists its product as uncharacterized. Bases 77 to 853 code for a protein of 258 amino acids. The record is from RefSeq and is a predicted model, not a curated record. NCBI's taxonomy places the organism in Eukaryota, Metazoa, Mollusca, Gastropoda, Aplysiida, Aplysiidae. The transcript has 2 exons.